CCAUCCAACGUUGCAGAACGACAACAUAACCUGCAAAGUUCCCAGCUUGGUCGAGCUUAGUGUCAUUUUUCUAUUAGGAAACAUGGCUGCCCCUGCUGAUUUUUUUUCAUUAGGCAGCACAGUUUGGUGUAAAACCUGCUAUAAUUCGGAGGUGCAAGGCGAAGUGCUGGCAUUCGACCCGACGUCCAAAAUAUUAAUAUUAAAAUGUUCUCCAACAAAUGGAGAUCCCAAGCUAAACGAUGUGAAUAUAAUCAACCUGGCCUGGGUUAGCGAACUGAAAAUACUAAAGGAGGUUUUACCACAUCAUGAAGUACCACAACCACUAAAUUUUGAAAUGCUCAACAGGAGACUUCACAAACAAGUUAAUGAGAAAAAACACAAGCUGCAGGCAAUAUCAGCAAACGUUUCCGAAGAAGGAAAGAGUUUAUUCUUAGCUAUAUCAAAAGUGAUUACAGAGAUUAGGUGGAGAAAUUCUGAAAUUGUUGUAUUUAAUCAAGAUGUUAUUAUAAGUCCUCCAUAUCAGUUGGAAAACAUAAAAGGAAAUAUAAAUAGUAAAGAGUAUGGAUUUAUUAAAAAAGUGGUUGAAAAAUUUUUCACAGAUAACGCAGUCUGUCAAAAUAAUUCCCAAUAAAUGUAAUUAUCAUCAAAUUUGAAUAGUUUUUAUUAUGUAUGAUUUGUAUAUUACCGUACAUACCUAUUGUAACUUAUAAUUUCCGGAUUAAAUUGACAUAGCUGAAUAUUAUUAUUUCGAUUCGGGAUCGGACCACAGCUUCGAACGCAAAAUCGUAUUUCAUCGAAAGUAAUUCUGCCUUUACCCAGAGUUAGUUUCUUUGUAUAUUUUUCUAUAAAUAUUUAUAGAUUUUUUUUACUGUAUACGUGUGUUCGUCAGUUCUUCGAUUCCGAAUUGAUUGACAUCAAGUUUUUUUGUUUUUAAUUAUUGAGGAACGUUUAUAAUUCACAUCGAUCAAAAUCCAAUGUAAAUCGCCAACUUUGAAUGUCGACGAGUUUUAUUCGAUUGUUAACAUUCUCUGUUGGGAAUUUCAAUGCUAUUUUUCUUUAGUAAAAUCUAUUUAUUUUAUAUGAAUAAAAAAUAUAAAAUUUAA
Messenger RNA from Aethina tumida (small hive beetle), 1103 nucleotides. Its product is annotated as protein LSM12 homolog B. The record is from RefSeq and is a predicted model, not a curated record. NCBI's taxonomy places the organism in Eukaryota, Metazoa, Arthropoda, Insecta, Coleoptera, Nitidulidae. Bases 83 to 631 code for a protein of 182 amino acids. The transcript has 5 exons.